AUGCACGAGCAAGCUAGACAAAUUCGCCAACAGCUGGGUGGUUCGAAUGCUGACGACUUUAAAACAAGUAAUGGUUGGUUAGAAAAUUUCCGCAAACGUCAUGGUAUAAAAUAUCGAACUAUUAAUGGUGAAUCAGCAACUGUUGAUGAAUACAAAAACAAUGCUUGGGAAACUGUUACUCAAUCAACAAUUGACAACACAUUUCGUAUGGCAGGCUUUAUUAAUCGAAACAGUCAAGAUAUUAUUGCUACUACAAUUGAUAAUGAAAAUGAUGUAGAUGAACCGGUUGUUUACUGGUGA
This is a messenger RNA of Adineta ricciae, 300 nucleotides long. Lineage: Eukaryota; Metazoa; Rotifera; Eurotatoria; Adinetida; Adinetidae. The record is from the annotation of a GenBank genome assembly.